Lates calcarifer (barramundi perch) is the source of this 2060-nucleotide messenger RNA. RefSeq names its product ankyrin repeat and SOCS box containing 5a (gene asb5a). Gene Ontology annotation, biological process: protein ubiquitination; positive regulation of protein catabolic process; intracellular signal transduction. Gene Ontology annotation, molecular function: protein binding. The transcript has 7 exons. NCBI's taxonomy places the organism in Eukaryota, Metazoa, Chordata, Actinopteri, Centropomidae. The record is from RefSeq and is a predicted model, not a curated record.
GCAGGAGUUGCUCUCAGGCACAGUAGCAGCUGCAGAGCAUUUUUUUCCCCAGCCUGUACUUUGUCAGGACCAGCCAACCAGUCCGUACACUGGGCAAAAAAGAAGGCUACUCUUGUGCUUUUUGGAGUGGCAUCUGAUCCUGUCUUCAUCAUAACCAAAGCUCUUCUGUAACGUGCCAGAGGAAAUGUCAGACCCAACAGAGGAACUCACCAACAAGCCCUUCGCGGCCCAGUUGUCCAAUGUUUACCUCAGCAUCUUGGCACUGUUCUGCUUUAAGCUCUUUGUUAAAAUUUCUCUUAACUUGCUGACAUACUUCUACAUUGUCCGUGGGAACCGUAAAGAGGCUGCCAGGAUAUCAGCAGAGUUCUAUGACUAUGGUCAACAGCACAGAUCCUGGGCGGACCGCUCACCCCUCCAUGAUGCUGCAAGUCAGGGACGCCUCCUGGCCCUGAGGACCCUCAUUUUACAGGGUCACAAUGUGAAUGUUCUGACCAUAGACCAUGUGACACCCCUCCAUGAGGCCUGUCUUGGAGACCAUGUCGCUUGUGCCAGAGCUCUCAUUGAUGCAGGAGCGAAUGUCAAUGCUUCUACAAUUGAUGGAGUCACCCCUCUGUUCAACGCCUGUACAGUGGGCAGCGUGGCGUGUGCUGAAAUUCUUUUGGAAAAUGGAGCAAAACCCCAGAGUCUUGUGUACCAUCCCUCACCCAUCCAUGAAGCUACCAGCAAAGGUCAUUAUGGUUGUGUGGAGGCUCUGGUGACUUGGGGGGCAGAUGUGGACAUGGACAUUCCUCACCUGGGCACCGCGCUCUAUACAGCCUGCGUCUGCCAAGAACUGGAGUGUGCCAGGAAACUCCUGAGGGAAGGUGCCAAUGUACAGAAAGGCAAAUCCCUGGAUUCGCCUCUGCAUGCAGCUGCAGAGAAAGACUGCACAGCUGUAGUGAAGCUGCUGCUGGACUUUGGUGCAGACGUUAACGCCAGGAACACAGAGUGUCAGAGGCCAGUAGAUGUGGCUCCACCCAGCAGUUUAACAGAGGGCUUCCUACUUCUGCUAUGAAGGUACAAGUUUAAUUCUACACCACGACUGCUGAGCCAGCUGUGUCGUCAGUGCAUCAGGAACUGUGUCGGCCGUGACAGACUCCACCUUCUUUCCCACCUCCCCCUGCCCAGCAGACUCAGAAGCUACCUGCAGUACCAAUGACAAUGAACAACCUAACUGUCUGCCGAAAAGAGACGAAUAGAAAGACGCCUUUGAUACAAAAAGCACUUCAACUCCAUGAACUCUUCCUACCUUUAAUUUUAGCUGCCUGUCAGUGCAGUAAGAGCAAUUAACUGAAAUUAGUCACAGAGCAGCCACUGAGUAGCUGACAAUACCAAGCUGUGUUGAGCUGGCCUGCUUCCCAUGUGUGGACCUGGAUAAAUGUGAAGCAGGAUACUGCUAAAACAAGCCUGCAGGCUCAGCCCUUCCUGGAUAAAUUAUGAUAUAAAAAAUAUAAAAUGAAUACAAUUAUAUUUGUUAUUCAGAUUUGCAGUGUUUAGAAGACACCUUAAUAGUUGCAACAUCUACAAUAGAGUGAUGCACUUUGAAAACUUAACAUAAGAUUACAAUGUACACAAUACUAGAUAAUUAAAAAAUGUUUUGAAACCUAGUGCAUUCCAAAAUUUGUUGUUAUUUUUGCAAAAUACAUAUGUGGACUGUGUUAUUGAAGUUUGACGCAGAGGUGCAGUGGGAUAAUUACAAAAAUCUGAAAACAAAAAUAGUUGACAAGUUAAAGCUUGGAUUAUGGAGCACUGACAACUGGAGGAGGCUGACCUUAUUGGAAAGUCUCAGAUGGAAAAUAUGAGUGGGUGGAGCAGCAAGUGUUUGGUCCUGUUGUUGAGACUGUAGCUAAUAAUGUAAUAAUGUUCCUAAGACAUUAUCAUCUAAAUAACCAUAUGAAUAAUGUAGCAGUAUGUGCAUUUCAUAAUACUGAGCUGAGUUUUUAUCAUCUCUAUUUAAUUGUCUCACUGUUUCAUGGUUAUAUUACACAUCUGUGUUAAUAAAAUUAUUUCAUAUCCUCUUA